AUGUCUGAGGUGGUUCGGAUCCAUUGCUACUCUUCACAGCCACGGGUAGUGAUCCGCGACUCAAACUCUCCGGACUUCCGGUUCCUCACUCUUCCUGUAGACAGUCAGGUCAAGUUCCAGUUGGUCAUGGGCCCCAACAAGUUGUUCUCCUUGCCUGUUGGAAAUAUUAAGUCCAUGGAGUUCCUCCUCGAUAACCACGAGUUGCCGUUCCUGGUGAAGCUGGCGUGUCACGAAGACCAUCAAUUCAAGAUCGGAACCACCCGAUGUAGCGCGAGCUUGUUCGGAAACCUUCUCAUUACGGAGAAGUACCUUGAACACUAUUACAUGAUGAACUGCAUUUAUGGAGCAGAUCCAAAGAUGAUCCCAAUAGUGAACCUCAUUUACCUGACAGAAAACCUGUCGAUGGCCUCUGUCACAGGCCUAAAGAACCGCCCUAAGGCGGACUAUGACGCGUAUAUGGGCAAACUGGACAAAGAAGCGGCGGGAUUCAUGUAUGACAGAACAAUUGGUAACCCAGAUUUCGCUGAGUACGAUACUCGCAAGAUUGACCCUAUGACGGGCGACGGAGGCAUACCUACUAUUGACCCUCCGGCAAUCCCCGGUCAGAUUUUGGAAGAGGAUGGUGACUAUAAUGAGAUUCCACCUGAGCUGCCGACCAGAUCAAAGCCCCAGUUGGAACCACAAUCAAAGGCAACACAAGAUCCGGUCCAUAAAGACCCGGCACAUAAAGAUUCGGAACAGAAAGAUCCGAAAAAUAAAGAUCCGACACAUAAAGAUUCGAAACAUAAAGAUUCGAAACAUAAAGAUCCGAAACAAAAAGAUCCGAAACAUAAAGAACCGAAACAUAAAGAUAAACCUGCAAAUGCGGAGAAGAAACCCGCGCCUGUGUGCGCUAAGAAACAAAGCCUCCUCCAGCAGUCCAGUCACCUCUUUCCGUGGCGGUGA
Molecule: messenger RNA, 945 nt
Organism: Dreissena polymorpha
Lineage: Eukaryota; Metazoa; Mollusca; Bivalvia; Myida; Dreissenidae
Exons: 7
Coding region: 1-945 (314 amino acids)
Source: RefSeq, a predicted model, not a curated record